Messenger RNA from Nezara viridula (southern green stink bug), 35962 nucleotides. The record is from the annotation of a GenBank genome assembly. Lineage: Eukaryota; Metazoa; Arthropoda; Insecta; Hemiptera; Pentatomidae.
AUGAGUCAUCGCUACCCUAUAUCUGCCUCCCGUCCACAUGUGGUCCCAACAGCGACUGCUUUGAAACUCCUAACGGUCCAACGUGCAAAUGUAAACAGGGUUAUUCAGGCACUCCUCCACAUUGUCGCCCUGAAUGUACAACAAAUGCUGACUGCCCAGGAAACAAAGCUUGUGCUCAAUACAGGUGUGUUGAUCCUUGCACAGGGAGUUGUGCAGCUAUGGCCGAGUGCUACACUGUCAAUCAUUUACCUGUUUGUAAAUGCCCCAUGGGGCAGAGUGGUGAUCCAUUCAGUUCUUGCUUCACUCAAAGUAAGAUCAUAUUCAAGACAGGGAAGGUUUCCUGUUGAACAAAAACCAAUAUACCCAUGUGUUCCAACUCCCUGCGGAGUUAAUACAAUCUGCAGGGAACAGAAUGGUGUUGCAGCUUGCACUUGUGUAGAAGGGUAUAUUGGAGAUCCAUACCUAGGAUGCCGUCCAGAAUGUAUUUUAAAUACGGACUGCCCUUGGGACAAAGCAUGUUGGAAUAAUAAGUGUAAAGAUCCUUGCAUUGGUGCUUGUGGUCGGAAUGCAGAAUGCAGUGUGGCACAUCAUUCACCUUAUUGUAUAUGCAAAACGGGAUUCACAGGAAAUCCACUUGUCUUCUGCAACAAAAUAGUGCAUGCUCCUAUGGUUUGGGCUUGCAUGACUUUUGUAUGUUUUGAAUUAGCUGUGGUUGAGGUGAAACAACCGUGUCUACCAUCUCCAUGUGGUCCAUAUAGCCAGUGUAAAGAGAUUCUUGGCUAUGCAGUAUGCAGCUGCUUACCAGGUUUCAUUGGUGCACCACCUGCAUGCAGACCUGAGUGUCUUAUUAGUUCAGAAUGUGCCUUGAACUGUGCUUGUAUCAACCAGAGAUGCACUGACCCCUGCCCGGGAACAUGUGCCUUAAAUGCCAGAUGCCAAGUUGUCAAUCAUAAUGCUAUUUGCUCUUGUGCAUCAGGUUACACAGGAGAUCCAUUUGUACGCUGUGUUUUAGAAACAAAGCCUGAAGUAGUUUCAAAACCAAGUCAGAACCCAUGCAUUCCAAACAUCUGUGGUCCGAAUACUGCCUGUCAUGCAUUGGGUGAAACACCAGUUUGCUCUUGCUUGCCAAACUACAUAGGCCGGCCACCAAAUUGUCGUCCUGAAUGUACAAUAAACGCUGACUGUACCGGUAAUCAAGUGUGUCAAAAUGAAAGGUGCAAGAAUCCUUGCCCAGCCUCGUGUGGAGUAAAUGCACUAUGCAGUGUUUCAAACCAUUCUCCUAUAUGCUCUUGUCUAUCAGGUUACACUGGUGAUCCAUUUGUAGAAUGUUCACCUAUUAUUCUAUCUGUUCCUGUAGAAGGUCCCAGAGAUCCCUGCAAUCCAUCUCCUUGUGGUUCUAAUGCUGUUUGUAAAGAAAAAAAUGGCGCUGGAUCCUGUACAUGCCUACCUGAGUACACAGGAGAUCCAUACACAGGCUGCAGACCUGAAUGUGUCCUCAACACUGAUUGUCCUCGACAUUUGGCUUGUACAAAUAAUAAAUGUCGAAAUCCUUGCCCAGGAAUGUGUGGUUUGAAUGCAGAGUGUAAGGUUGUUAAUCAUGCACCUACAUGCAACUGCCUUCCAGGUUUUACUGGCAAUCCUCUGACUGCAUGUAACCAACCUCCACCACCUGAACCAACUACUCCUAAAAAUCCAUGCAUACCUUCUCCAUGUGGGCCAUACAGUGUCUGCAGAGUUGUAGAUAGUCACGCCGUUUGUUCUUGUCAACCUAAUUACAUUGGAAGCCCACCAGCUUGCAGGCCAGAAUGUAUGAUAAGUGCUGAUUGUGCCCAAAAUAAAGCAUGCAUCAACCAAAAAUGUGUCGACCCUUGCCCUGGUACAUGUGGUCUCAAUGCUCGUUGCCAGGUUGUGAAUCACAAUCCUAUCUGUAGCUGUCCUUCUGGGUUCAUUGGUGAUCCCUUUGUUAGAUGCUUAAAAGAAGAAAAAAGACCUGUUGAAGUACAUCCUAGUGGAAAUCCAUGUGUUCCUUCCCCAUGUGGACCUAACUCUCAAUGCAGGCCAGUGGGGAAUACUCCAGCAUGUUCUUGUGCUCCAAACUAUAUCGGGCGCCCUCCAAACUGCAGACCAGAGUGCACAAUAAAUGCUGAAUGCCCUGGAAAUUUAGCAUGUCAGAAUGAAAAAUGUAGAGAUCCAUGUCCUGGAUCAUGUGGGCCACAAGCAACUUGCCAUGUAGUUAAGCAUAACCCUCAAUGUUCUUGUGUACCUGGAUAUACUGGAGACCCAUUCUCAGGAUGUUCAUUAAUAGUACAACAAAUUCCCCCCACUGAUAGUCCAAAGGAUCCUUGUAAUCCUUCACCUUGUGGGGCAAAUGCAGUUUGUAAAGAAAGAAAUGGAGCUGGAUCAUGUAGUUGUAUAGCUGAAUAUUUUGGAGACCCUUACACUGGAUGCAGGCCAGAAUGUGUAGUGAACUCAGAUUGUGACAGAAAGAAAGCUUGCAUGAAUAACAAAUGUAAGGAUCCCUGCCCAGGAACAUGUGGGAUAAAUGCUGAAUGCAAUGUUAUUAAUCAUGCUCCAACUUGUACCUGUCUUCCUGGUUUUACUGGUGAUCCAAUAGCUGCUUGCAGACAACCUCCUAAAACUCCAGAGCCUGAAAAAAAUCCUUGUCAGCCUUCGCCUUGUGGUCCAUUUAGCAUUUGUAGAGUGGCUAAUAAACAUGCUGUUUGUUCAUGCCAACCAAAUUACAUUGGUACACCUCCUACAUGCAGACCAGAAUGUAUGGUCAGUGCUGAUUGUGCACAGGACAAAGCUUGCUUAAAUCAAAAAUGUUUAGAUCCUUGUCCUGGGACUUGUGGUUUAAAUGCAAGAUGUCAAACAGUAAACCACAAUCCUAUUUGCAGUUGUCCGCAGGGCUUUACUGGAGAUCCAUUCGUUAGAUGUCUCAAAGAAGAAAAACGUCCAGUUGAAAAACCUACCGGCAAUCCUUGUAUUCCAUCUCCAUGUGGUCCUAACUCUCAGUGUAGAGUUGUUGGGAAUACACCAGCUUGUUCAUGUUCCCCCAGUUAUGUUGGACAUCCUCCAAAUUGCCGUCCAGAAUGUACUAUAAAUGCUGAAUGCCCUGGAAAUUUGGCAUGUCAAAAUGAGAAAUGUAGUGAUCCAUGCCCUGGAUCAUGUGGACCGCAAGCAACUUGCCAAGUUGUUAAACAUACUCCUCAAUGUUCAUGUGUUCCAGGUUACACAGGAGAUCCUUUUGCUGGGUGCUCACUUAUACAGCAACAGCCCACAAUUGAAGGGCCAAAAAAUCCAUGUAACCCAUCACCUUGUGGUGCCAAUGCUGUAUGCAAAGAGAGGAACGGUGCUGGCUCCUGUGCAUGUUUGCCUGAAUAUUUUGGUGAUCCAUAUACAGGCUGUAGGCCAGAAUGUGUUGUCAAUUCAGAUUGUGACAGAUCAAAAGCUUGUAUGAAUAACAAAUGUAAAGAUCCAUGCCCAGGAACAUGUGGACUUAAUGCAGAGUGCAAUGUGAUAAAUCACGGACCAUCUUGUACUUGUUUACCUGGAUUUAUAGGUGAUCCUAUGUCAGCAUGUCGCCAACCUCAACCAACCGAACCUGAAAAGCCAAAAGAUCCCUGUCAGCCAUCACCUUGUGGACCAUAUAGUCAAUGUAGGGUCGUAAAUAAUCAUGCUGUCUGUUCAUGUCAACCUAAUUACUUGGGUACCCCACCAUCAUGUCGACCAGAAUGUAUGGUCAGUGCUGACUGUCCUCAAGACAAAGCAUGUAUGAAUCAAAAAUGUACAGACCCUUGCCCUGGAACCUGUGGAAUCAAUGCUCGUUGUCAAGUUGUCAAUCACAAUCCGAUAUGCAGCUGUCCUCGUGGAUUUGUUGGAGAUCCGUUUUCUCGUUGUAUUAAAGAAGAAAAGCGCCCAGUUGAAGUACCUACUGGCAAUCCUUGUAUUCCAUCUCCUUGUGGUCCCAAUUCCCAAUGUAAAGCAAUCGGAAAUACUCCUGCUUGUUCAUGUUCCCCUAAUUACGUUGGUCGUCCACCGAACUGUCGACCAGAGUGUACAAUAAAUGCAGAAUGUCCAGGCAACUUGGCCUGCCAGAAUGAAAAAUGUAGUGAUCCUUGCCCUGGAUCUUGUGGACCUCAAGCAUCUUGUCAAGUAGUUAAACACAAUCCCCAAUGCUCGUGUCUUCCUGGCUAUACUGGAGAUCCUUUUGCUGGAUGCUCACUUGUACAACAAACUCUUCCUACUGAUCAACCAAGAAUGCCAUGCAAUCCAUCUCCUUGUGGAGCUAAUGCAGUUUGUAAAGAAAGAAAUGGAGCAGGUUCAUGUUCUUGUUUACCAGAAUAUUUUGGAGAUCCUUACUCGGGAUGUAGACCAGAAUGUGUAACAAAUUCUGAUUGUGACAGAAGCAAAGCUUGUAUGAAUAAUAAAUGCAAAGAUCCUUGUCCAGGAACUUGUGGAAUAAAUGCUGAAUGCCGUGUUAUAAAUCAUGCUCCUUCUUGCUCUUGCCUUCAGGGGUAUUCUGGUGAUCCACUGACAAAAUGUUUGAUAAUACAAGCUUCUACUCAAGGGCCAACAAAUCCCUGUGUUCCAUCACCUUGUGGUCCUAAUAGUUUAUGUAAGGAAAUCAAAGGACAUGCUGUAUGCACUUGCCAACCUAACUUUGUUGGAUCACCGCCAAGUUGCAGACCAGAAUGUGUAGUUAGUUCAGAUUGUUCUCAAGACAAAGCCUGCAUUAAUCAAAGAUGUGCAGAUCCAUGCCCAGGAACUUGUGGCCAAAAUGCUCGAUGUCAAGUUGUCAACCACAAUCCUAUCUGCAGUUGCCCUUCAGGGUUCACUGGAGACCCAUUCCUUCGUUGUUCUAGGCUACAACCUUCUACUACACCUUCUCCACCUUCUGAUCCUUGUGCUCCGUCACCAUGUGGUCCAUAUUCUCAAUGCCGUACAGUAGGCUCGACACCAGCAUGCUCAUGCCUACCUAAUUACAUUGGUAAUCCACCAAACUGUCGGCCUGAAUGUAUUAUUAAUGCUGAGUGUGCUGGAAACUUGGCAUGCCAAAAUGAAAAAUGUAUUGAUCCUUGUCCGGGUUCUUGUGGUCAUCAAGCUGAAUGUCGUGUAGUAAACCACAAUCCCGUAUGUACCUGUCCCCAAGGUUAUAUUGGUGACGCUAGUACUUCAUGUCAUCCAGCACCUAUAGCAACAACAGAGAGGUCUCCAGAAAAGCUUGAUCCAUGUCAUCCUACACCCUGCGGUGCAAAUGCAGAAUGUCAUAAUCGAAAUGGAGUUGGAGCCUGCUCUUGCCUAGCUGGCUUCCAGGGAGAUCCUUAUGCUGGUUGCAGAAGGGAAUGCGAAUCUAAUCAAGACUGUGCUCCUCCUUUGGCAUGUAUUGGAUACAAAUGCAGUGAUCCAUGCCCAGGAACCUGCGGUACAGGUGCUGAAUGUAUUGUAGCCAAUCAUAUUCCAAUAUGUACUUGUCCUGCUGGGUUUACUGGAGAUCCAUUCUUCUCAUGUCAUCAAGCACCAUCUACACCUUCACCAAUUCCAAGAGAUCCCUGUCUUCCCUCUCCAUGUGGACCUAACAGCCAAUGCAGAACAGUCAAUCAACAGGCUGUAUGUUCAUGCCUUCCCAGUUAUGUUGGACAUCCUCCUACAUGCAGGCCGGAGUGUAUUGUCAGUUCUGAGUGUCCUCUAGAUAAAGCCUGCAUAAAUCAGAAAUGUGCUGAUCCUUGCCCUAAUACCUGUGGCCUCCAUGCACAAUCUGCUGCACCACCACCUCCUCCAACACCAGAACCAGUAACUUGCACACCAUCUCCAUGUGGUCCAAAUGCUCAAUGUCAAAUAGUGGGAGGCCAAUUGGCAUGUUCUUGCUUGCCAAAUUUCCUAGGAGCACCACCAAAUUGUAGACCUGAAUGUGUUCUAAGCUCAGAAUGUUCAUCUCAACUGGCAUGUAUCAACCAGAAGUGUCGCGAUCCUUGCCCAGGCUCCUGUGGUGCAAAUACUAAAUGCAGUAUUAUUAAUCAUGUACCAGUUUGUUCUUGUGAAAAUGGUUUCACAGGAGAUCCAUUUACUUUAUGCUCUGCUAUUCCUAUUACUACACCCUCACCAGUUGUAGAAGAUCCAUGCAAUCCUUCACCAUGUGGUCCUAAUGCAGUUUGUAGGCCUGGAGGUAUAUGUGAAUGUAUACCAGAAUAUAAUGGAAAUCCAUAUGAGGCCUGUCGACCAGAGUGUGUAUUGAGUACUGAAUGUCCAAGAGACAAAGCUUGUCAAAGAAAUAAAUGUAGAAAUCCUUGCCCAGGAACAUGUGGCACUAAUGCUCAGUGUGAUGUGAUUAAUCAUAUUCCAACUUGUUCCUGCCCUCAGUCAUUUACUGGAGAUCCAUUUACUCACUGCAGACCAAUACCAGCAGAUAGCUUAAAGCCAAAAGAUCUUUGCAAUCCAUCUCCUUGUGGACCUAACAGUCAAUGCAGAGCACCAAAUGGAGUUGCUGUAUGUUCAUGCCUUGCUGGAUAUGUGGGCUCUCCUCCAUCUUGUAAACCAGAAUGCAUUCUAAGCAACGAAUGCUCUCAGACCCAGGCUUGUGUUAACAACAAGUGUACAGAUCCAUGUGCUGGUUCUUGUGGCCUCAAUGCUCGUUGUCAAGUUAUAAACCAUAGCCCAAUCUGCUCUUGCCCACCUGGAAACACAGGAGAUCCUUUUAGAAGUUGCUAUCCAUUACCAAUUCCUGCUCCAAGUGAUGAGGAAACUCCUAAAAAUCCUUGUGCCCCAUCUCCAUGUGGCCCGAACUCACAAUGUCAAGCUUCUGGAAAAGAGGCAUCAUGUUCAUGUCUUCCUAACUAUGUUGGUGCACCUCCAAAUUGUCGCCCGGAAUGUGUCAUUAAUCCAGACUGUUCGACCAACCAAGCUUGUAUAAAUAAUAAAUGUACUGAUCCAUGCAUUGGAACCUGUGGUCUCAAUGCUCAAUGUGCUGUUAUAAGUCAUGCAGUUACUUGCACAUGUCUUCAGGGAUACACUGGCAAUGCUUUCAUUCAAUGCUUAGAACAGAAACAUGAGGUUGUAAAUCCAUGUGAACCAUCACCUUGUGGUCCUAAUGCUGUCUGUACCCAGAAGAAUAAUGCUGGCUCUUGUGCAUGUAUUGCGGAUUACACAGGAAAUCCUUAUGAAGGUUGCCGACCAGAAUGUGUCUUAAGUUCCGAUUGUCCAACUGAUAAAGCAUGCAUUCGUAAUAAAUGCCAAGACCCUUGCCCAGGUGUCUGUGGAUCUAAUGCUCAAUCUGUUACUGAAGCAGCACCAGUAGAUCCUUGUAAACCUUCUCCUUGUGGUCCAAACAGUCAAUGUAGAACUGUAAAUGGUCAAGCAGUAUGCUCAUGUGCACCAGAAUUUUCAGGAUCUCCUCCUAACUGUCGUCCUGAAUGUGUAGUUAACUCUGAAUGUCCUACAAAUAGAGCUUGCUACAAGCAUAAAUGCACUGACCCUUGCCCAGGAACAUGUGGAAUCAAUGCUCGAUGUCAGGUUAUAAACCAUAGCCCGAUUUGCUCAUGUUUAACAGGACAAACUGGAGACCCUUUUACAAGAUGCUAUCCUAUGCCAGUAACACCUGAACCAGUGAAGCCAACUAAUCCAUGUUUGCCUAACCCCUGUGGUCAAAAUUCUCAUUGUCAAGUUGCAGAAGGAAACCAGGCCUCAUGUUCUUGUCAAGCAAAUUAUAUUGGUUCUCCACCAAACUGUCGCCCAGAAUGCUUGGUCAAUACUGAUUGUCCAACAACUCAGGCUUGUAUAACCGAAAAAUGCAGAGAUCCUUGCCAAGGUUCUUGUGGACUUAAUGCUGAAUGCCGAGUCCAGAAUCAUAUUCCUAAUUGUUACUGUGCUCAAGGUUUUAGUGGAGAUCCAUUCACUCAAUGUUCUCAGAUAAUAGAAAAACCUAAACCUGUGGAGGAAUCUGACCCAUGUACAUUAUGUGGUGUCAACACUAACUGCAAUAAUGGAGUCUGCAUAUGUCUUCCCAGUUACUUUGGAGAUCCUCUCAAAGGCUGUAGACCAGAAUGUACAAUGAACUCAGAUUGUUCUAGAGAAAAAGCAUGUGUUAAUCAGCAUUGUAUAGAUCCAUGUCCAGGAACAUGUGGACAAGGAGCUGUAUGCAAUGUUAUUAAUCACAUACCUACCUGUUCAUGCCCCCCACCAACAUCUGGCGAUCCUUUUGUACUCUGCAAAAAUAAACCUGUUGAAACACCCAGAGACCCAUGUUCACCUUCACCUUGUGGGCCAAAUAGCAUUUGUCGUGUGUCAGAUGGACAUGCAGUAUGUUCUUGUGCUCCAGGACAGGUGGGAACACCACCUCAAUGUCGCCCAGAAUGUGUUGUUAGUGCUGAAUGUCCCUUGACUCAGGCUUGUCUGAAUAACAAAUGCCGUGACCCUUGUCCUGGUAUUUGUGGCCUUGGAGCACGCUGCAAUGUUGUAAACCAUAACCCUAUCUGCUCUUGCCCGUCAGGGCAAACUGGUGAUCCUUUUAGGCAGUGCUUCCCGAUUCCAGCUACACCAAAGCCAGUGGAGCCAGUGAACCCCUGUGAACCUUCACCAUGUGGUCCCAAUUCACAGUGUCAUGUUCGUGGUGACAAUCCGGCUUGUUCAUGCAUGACAAAUUAUAUCGGUGUUCCGCCUAAUUGCCGUCCAGAGUGUACAAUAAAUCCGGAAUGUGGCUCAAAUAGAGCAUGUGUUAAUCAAAAAUGUAUUGAUCCGUGCCCCGGUUCUUGUGGUGCAAACGCGGUCUGCUCAGUUGUGAAUCAUACCCCGAUAUGUUCGUGCUCGCAAGGGCAUACCGGUGAUCCAUUUACAUCAUGCUCACCUAUUCCAGUUGAAUCAAUCCAAGAGAAGCCGACCCCUUGCCAGCCUUCGCCUUGCGGUGCCAAUGCCGUCUGCAGGGAACAGAACGGUGCGGGUUCUUGCUCAUGUCUACCGGAAUACAUCGGCAAUCCAUAUGAGGGAUGCAGACCAGAGUGCGUCCACAAUACCGAUUGUCCUUCCAACAAAGCCUGCAUUAGGAAUAAGUGUCAGGAUCCUUGUCCUGGAACUUGCGGACAGAACGCGGAUUGCCAAGUCGUGAACCACCUACCUUCCUGCACAUGCAAUCCAGGAUACAUCGGCGAUCCUUUCCGAUUCUGCAACAUAGCACCGCCGAAACAACCGGAUACACCAGUAGACCCGUGCAACCCAUCACCCUGCGGACCGAAUAGCCAGUGCAAAGUAAACAACGGGCAAGCUAUCUGCUCAUGCUUGGUGAAUUACGUCGGCUCUCCGCCGGGUUGUAGACCGGAGUGCGUCGUCAGUUCAGAAUGUUCAUCCGACAAAGCCUGCGUGAAUCAGAAAUGUAUCGAUCCCUGUCCAGGAACAUGCGGCCAGAACGCGCAGUGCCAGGUCAUCAAUCACAGUCCAAUCUGUUCAUGCCGCUCAGGUUAUACAGGAGACCCGUUUUCCAGAUGUUACCGAAUUCCACCUCCACCGCCACCUGCUCAAUCUCCAGUGCUUCUAAAUCCCUGCGUGCCCUCGCCUUGCGGACCAUACUCGCAGUGCAGGGACAGCGGCGGAACUCCAUCGUGCUCAUGCCUGCCCGAAUAUACUGGCUCACCGCCCAACUGCAGACCGGAGUGUACCAUCAACCCGGAAUGUCCCAGUAAUCUAGCCUGUAUGAGGGAGAAAUGCAGAGACCCAUGUCCGGGCUCGUGCGGCACAGGAGCUCAUUGCAGCGUCAUUAAUCACACCCCUAUUUGCACAUGUCCUGAAGGUUAUACAGGAGACCCCUUCACGAACUGUUUCCCAAAACCACCGCCACCGCCCGAACCUCAGGAGAGCGAUCCCUGCCAUCCGUCUCCGUGCGGAGCGAACGCCGAGUGCAACGACGGCGUAUGCACCUGCCUGCUCGAGUACCAAGGAGACCCUUACACCGGAUGCAGACCCGAAUGCGUACUUAACAACGACUGUCCAAGGAAUCGAGCAUGCAUCAGGAAUAAAUGUACCGACCCUUGCCCCGGAACCUGUGGACAGGAAGCGCAAUGCGAUGUGAUUAAUCACAUUCCUGUGUGCUCCUGCCCUCCCGGAAAGUCGGGAAAUCCGUUCAUUGAGUGUAGGCCUGUUGCUGCUCCUGUCGACAGCACACCUUGCCAACCAUCUCCUUGCGGUCCGUACAGUCAGUGCAGAGCUGUGAACGGACAGUCCGUCUGCUCUUGCUUGGCGGGAUACAAAGGAAUGCCACCAUCCUGUAGACCGGAAUGCGUCGUCAACUCCGACUGCGGAAGAAACGAAGCCUGCAGUAACCAGAAAUGCAGGAAUCCAUGUCCGGGAACCUGCGGUGUUGGUGCGAGAUGCGAAGUCGUCAAUCACAAUCCUAUCUGCAGUUGUCCUCCCCGAUAUACCGGAGAUCCGUUCGUCCGAUGCAGACCCAUACCCGAUCAACCUAUACAACAGCGGCCCGAGAACCCUUGCAUACCAUCGCCAUGUGGUCCCAACUCACAGUGUAAGGUAUCUGGAGACAGUCCGUCAUGUUCCUGCUUGCCAGACUUCCUCGGAGUACCGCCCAACUGCAGGCCCGAAUGUGUCAGCAACGGCGAAUGUUCCAGUCACCUCGCCUGUAUCCGUCAGAAAUGCGUUGACCCAUGCCCAAAUACGUGCGGCUCCAACGCUAUUUGCCGAGUCGUUAGUCACACCCCGCAGUGCUUGUGCUCUACUGGUUACACUGGUGAUCCUUUCGUCAGUUGUACUCCUUUUCAAUCUGAGCCAGUCCAAGAGAAGCCGACCCCUUGCCAGCCUUCGCCUUGCGGUGCCAAUGCCGUCUGCAGGGAACAGAACGGUGCGGGUUCUUGCUCAUGUCUACCGGAAUACAUCGGCAAUCCAUAUGAGGGAUGCAGACCAGAGUGCGUCCACAAUACCGAUUGUCCUUCCAACAAAGCCUGCAUUAGGAAUAAGUGUCAGGAUCCUUGUCCUGGAACUUGCGGACAGAACGCGGAUUGCCAAGUCGUGAACCACCUACCUUCCUGCACAUGCAAUCCAGGAUACAUCGGCGAUCCUUUCCGAUUCUGCAACAUAGCACCGCCGAAACAACCGGAUACACCAGUAGACCCGUGCAACCCAUCACCCUGCGGACCGAAUAGCCAGUGCAAAGUAAACAACGGGCAAGCUAUCUGCUCAUGCUUGGUGAAUUACGUCGGCUCUCCGCCGGGUUGUAGACCGGAGUGCGUCGUCAGUUCAGAAUGUUCAUCCGACAAAGCCUGCGUGAAUCAGAAAUGUAUCGAUCCCUGUCCAGGAACAUGCGGCCAGAACGCGCAGUGCCAGGUCAUCAAUCACAGUCCAAUCUGUUCAUGCCGCUCAGGUUAUACAGGAGACCCGUUUUCCAGAUGUUACCGAAUUCCACCUCCACCGCCACCUGCUCAAUCUCCAGUGCUUCUAAAUCCCUGCGUGCCCUCGCCUUGCGGACCAUACUCGCAGUGCAGGGACAGCGGCGGAACUCCAUCGUGCUCAUGCCUGCCCGAAUAUACUGGCUCACCGCCCAACUGCAGACCGGAGUGUACCAUCAACCCGGAAUGUCCCAGUAAUCUAGCCUGUAUGAGGGAGAAAUGCAGAGACCCAUGUCCGGGCUCGUGCGGCACAGGAGCUCAUUGCAGCGUCAUUAAUCACACCCCUAUUUGCACAUGUCCUGAAGGUUAUACAGGAGACCCCUUCACGAACUGUUUCCCAAAACCACCGCCACCGCCCGAACCUCAGGAGAGCGAUCCCUGCCAUCCGUCUCCGUGCGGAGCGAACGCCGAGUGCAACGACGGCGUAUGCACCUGCCUGCUCGAGUACCAAGGAGACCCUUACACCGGAUGCAGACCCGAAUGCGUACUUAACAACGACUGUCCAAGGAAUCGAGCAUGCAUCAGGAAUAAAUGUACCGACCCUUGCCCCGGAACCUGUGGACAGGAAGCGCAAUGCGAUGUGAUUAAUCACAUUCCUGUGUGCUCCUGCCCUCCCGGAAAGUCGGGAAAUCCGUUCAUUGAGUGUAGGCCUGUUGCUGCUCCUGUCGACAGCACACCUUGCCAACCAUCUCCUUGCGGUCCGUACAGUCAGUGCAGAGCUGUGAACGGACAGUCCGUCUGCUCUUGCUUGGCGGGAUACAAAGGAAUGCCACCAUCCUGUAGACCGGAAUGCGUCGUCAACUCCGACUGCGGAAGAAACGAAGCCUGCAGUAACCAGAAAUGCAGGAAUCCAUGUCCGGGAACCUGCGGUGUUGGUGCGAGAUGCGAAGUCGUCAAUCACAAUCCUAUCUGCAGUUGUCCUCCCCGAUAUACCGGAGAUCCGUUCGUCCGAUGCAGACCCAUACCCGAUCAACCUAUACAACAGCGGCCCGAGAACCCUUGCAUACCAUCGCCAUGUGGUCCCAACUCACAGUGUAAGGUAUCUGGAGACAGUCCGUCAUGUUCCUGCUUGCCAGACUUUCUCGGAGUACCGCCCAACUGCAGGCCCGAAUGUGUCAGCAACGGCGAAUGUUCCAGUCACCUCGCCUGUAUCCGUCAGAAAUGCGUUGACCCAUGCCCAAAUACGUGCGGCUCCAACGCUAUUUGCCGAGUCGUUAGUCACACCCCGCAGUGCUUGUGCUCUACUGGUUACACUGGUGAUCCUUUCGUCAGUUGUACUCCUUUUCAAUCUGAGCCAGUCCAAGAGAAGCCGACCCCUUGCCAGCCUUCGCCUUGCGGUGCCAAUGCCGUCUGCAGGGAACAGAACGGUGCGGGUUCUUGCUCAUGUCUACCGGAAUACAUCGGCAAUCCAUAUGAGGGAUGCAGACCAGAGUGCGUCCACAAUACCGAUUGUCCUUCCAACAAAGCCUGCAUUAGGAAUAAGUGUCAGGAUCCUUGUCCUGGAACUUGCGGACAGAACGCGGAUUGCCAAGUCGUGAACCACCUACCUUCCUGCACAUGCAAUCCAGGAUACAUCGGCGAUCCUUUCCGAUUCUGCAACAUAGCACCGCCGAAACAACCGGAUACACCAGUAGACCCGUGCAACCCAUCACCCUGCGGACCGAAUAGCCAGUGCAAAGUAAACAACGGGCAAGCUAUCUGCUCAUGCUUGGUGAAUUACGUCGGCUCUCCGCCGGGUUGUAGACCGGAGUGCGUCGUCAGUUCAGAAUGUUCAUCCGACAAAGCCUGCGUGAAUCAGAAAUGUAUCGAUCCCUGUCCAGGAACAUGCGGCCAGAACGCGCAGUGCCAGGUCAUCAAUCACAGUCCAAUCUGUUCAUGCCGCUCAGGUUAUACAGGAGACCCGUUUUCCAGAUGUUACCGAAUUCCACCUCCACCGCCACCUGCUCAAUCUCCAGUGCUUCUAAAUCCCUGCGUGCCCUCGCCUUGCGGACCAUACUCGCAGUGCAGGGACAGCGGCGGAACUCCAUCGUGCUCAUGCCUGCCCGAAUAUACUGGCUCACCGCCCAACUGCAGACCGGAGUGUACCAUCAACCCGGAAUGUCCCAGUAAUCUAGCCUGUAUGAGGGAGAAAUGCAGAGACCCAUGUCCGGGCUCGUGCGGCACAGGAGCUCAUUGCAGCGUCAUUAAUCACACCCCUAUUUGCACAUGUCCUGAAGGUUAUACAGGAGACCCCUUCACGAACUGUUUCCCAAAACCACCGCCACCGCCCGAACCUCAGGAGAGCGAUCCCUGCCAUCCGUCUCCGUGCGGAGCGAACGCCGAGUGCAACGACGGCGUAUGCACCUGCCUGCUCGAGUACCAAGGAGACCCUUACACCGGAUGCAGACCCGAAUGCGUACUUAACAACGACUGUCCAAGGAAUCGAGCAUGCAUCAGGAAUAAAUGUACCGACCCUUGCCCCGGAACCUGUGGACAGGAAGCGCAAUGCGAUGUGAUUAAUCACAUUCCUGUGUGCUCCUGCCCUCCCGGAAAGUCGGGAAAUCCGUUCAUUGAGUGUAGGCCUGUUGCUGCUCCUGUCGACAGCACACCUUGCCAACCAUCUCCUUGCGGUCCGUACAGUCAGUGCAGAGCUGUGAACGGACAGUCCGUCUGCUCUUGCUUGGCGGGAUACAAAGGAAUGCCACCAUCCUGUAGACCGGAAUGCGUCGUCAACUCCGACUGCGGAAGAAACGAAGCCUGCAGUAACCAGAAAUGCAGGAAUCCAUGUCCGGGAACCUGCGGUGUUGGUGCGAGAUGCGAAGUCGUCAAUCACAAUCCUAUCUGCAGUUGUCCUCCCCGAUAUACCGGAGAUCCGUUCGUCCGAUGCAGACCCAUACCCGAUCAACCUAUACAACAGCGGCCCGAGAACCCUUGCAUACCAUCGCCAUGUGGUCCCAACUCACAGUGUAAGGUAUCUGGAGACAGUCCGUCAUGUUCCUGCUUGCCAGACUUUCUCGGAGUACCGCCCAACUGCAGGCCCGAAUGUGUCAGCAACGGCGAAUGUUCCAGUCACCUCGCCUGUAUCCGUCAGAAAUGCGUUGACCCAUGCCCAAAUACGUGCGGCUCCAACGCUAUUUGCCGAGUCGUUAGUCACACCCCGCAGUGCUUGUGCUCUACUGGUUACACUGGUGAUCCUUUCGUCAGUUGUACUCCUUUUCAAUCUGAGCCAGUCCAAGAGAAGCCGACCCCUUGCCAGCCUUCGCCUUGCGGUGCCAAUGCCGUCUGCAGGGAACAGAACGGUGCGGGUUCUUGCUCAUGUCUACCGGAAUACAUCGGCAAUCCAUAUGAGGGAUGCAGACCAGAGUGCGUCCACAAUACCGAUUGUCCUUCCAACAAAGCCUGCAUUAGGAAUAAGUGUCAGGAUCCUUGUCCUGGAACUUGCGGACAGAACGCGGAUUGCCAAGUCGUGAACCACCUACCUUCCUGCACAUGCAAUCCAGGAUACAUCGGCGAUCCUUUCCGAUUCUGCAACAUAGCACCGCCGAAACAACCGGAUACACCAGUAGACCCGUGCAACCCAUCACCCUGCGGACCGAAUAGCCAGUGCAAAGUAAACAACGGGCAAGCUAUCUGCUCAUGCUUGGUGAAUUACGUCGGCUCUCCGCCGGGUUGUAGACCGGAGUGCGUCGUCAGUUCAGAAUGUUCAUCCGACAAAGCCUGCGUGAAUCAGAAAUGUAUCGAUCCCUGUCCAGGAACAUGCGGCCAGAACGCGCAGUGCCAGGUCAUCAAUCACAGUCCAAUCUGUUCAUGCCGCUCAGGUUAUACAGGAGACCCGUUUUCCAGAUGUUACCGAAUUCCACCUCCACCGCCACCUGCUCAAUCUCCAGUGCUUCUAAAUCCCUGCGUGCCCUCGCCUUGCGGACCAUACUCGCAGUGCAGGGACAGCGGCGGAACUCCAUCGUGCUCAUGCCUGCCCGAAUAUACUGGCUCACCGCCCAACUGCAGACCGGAGUGUACCAUCAACCCGGAAUGUCCCAGUAAUCUAGCCUGUAUGAGGGAGAAAUGCAGAGACCCAUGUCCGGGCUCGUGCGGCACAGGAGCUCAUUGCAGCGUCAUUAAUCACACCCCUAUUUGCACAUGUCCUGAAGGUUAUACAGGAGACCCCUUCACGAACUGUUUCCCAAAACCACCGCCACCGCCCGAACCUCAGGAGAGCGAUCCCUGCCAUCCGUCUCCGUGCGGAGCGAACGCCGAGUGCAACGACGGCGUAUGCACCUGCCUGCUCGAGUACCAAGGAGACCCUUACACCGGAUGCAGACCCGAAUGCGUACUUAACAACGACUGUCCAAGGAAUCGAGCAUGCAUCAGGAAUAAAUGUACCGACCCUUGCCCCGGAACCUGUGGACAGGAAGCGCAAUGCGAUGUGAUUAAUCACAUUCCUGUGUGCUCCUGCCCUCCCGGAAAGUCGGGAAAUCCGUUCAUUGAGUGUAGGCCUGUUGCUGCUCCUGUCGACAGCACACCUUGCCAACCAUCUCCUUGCGGUCCGUACAGUCAGUGCAGAGCUGUGAACGGACAGUCCGUCUGCUCUUGCUUGGCGGGAUACAAAGGAAUGCCACCAUCCUGUAGACCGGAAUGCGUCGUCAACUCCGACUGCGGAAGAAACGAAGCCUGCAGUAACCAGAAAUGCAGGAAUCCAUGUCCGGGAACCUGCGGUGUUGGUGCGAGAUGCGAAGUCGUCAAUCACAAUCCUAUCUGCAGUUGUCCUCCCCGAUAUACCGGAGAUCCGUUCGUCCGAUGCAGACCCAUACCCGAUCAACCUAUACAACAGCGGCCCGAGAACCCUUGCAUACCAUCGCCAUGUGGUCCCAACUCACAGUGUAAGGUAUCUGGAGACAGUCCGUCAUGUUCCUGCUUGCCAGACUUUCUCGGAGUACCGCCCAACUGCAGGCCCGAAUGUGUCAGCAACGGCGAAUGUUCCAGUCACCUCGCCUGUAUCCGUCAGAAAUGCGUUGACCCAUGCCCAAAUACGUGCGGCUCCAACGCUAUUUGCCGAGUCGUUAGUCACACCCCGCAGUGCUUGUGCUCUACUGGUUACACUGGUGAUCCUUUCGUCAGUUGUACUCCUUUUCAAUCUGAGCCAGUCCAAGAGAAGCCGACCCCUUGCCAGCCUUCGCCUUGCGGUGCCAAUGCCGUCUGCAGGGAACAGAACGGUGCGGGUUCUUGCUCAUGUCUACCGGAAUACAUCGGCAAUCCAUAUGAGGGAUGCAGACCAGAGUGCGUCCACAAUACCGAUUGUCCUUCCAACAAAGCCUGCAUUAGGAAUAAGUGUCAGGAUCCUUGUCCUGGAACUUGCGGACAGAACGCGGAUUGCCAAGUCGUGAACCACCUACCUUCCUGCACAUGCAAUCCAGGAUACAUCGGCGAUCCUUUCCGAUUCUGCAACAUAGCACCGCCGAAACAACCGGAUACACCAGUAGACCCGUGCAACCCAUCACCCUGCGGACCGAAUAGCCAGUGCAAAGUAAACAACGGGCAAGCUAUCUGCUCAUGCUUGGUGAAUUACGUCGGCUCUCCGCCGGGUUGUAGACCGGAGUGCGUCGUCAGUUCAGAAUGUUCAUCCGACAAAGCCUGCGUGAAUCAGAAAUGUAUCGAUCCCUGUCCAGGAACAUGCGGCCAGAACGCGCAGUGCCAGGUCAUCAAUCACAGUCCAAUCUGUUCAUGCCGCUCAGGUUAUACAGGAGACCCGUUUUCCAGAUGUUACCGAAUUCCACCUCCACCGCCACCUGCUCAAUCUCCAGUGCUUCUAAAUCCCUGCGUGCCCUCGCCUUGCGGACCAUACUCGCAGUGCAGGGACAGCGGCGGAACUCCAUCGUGCUCAUGCCUGCCCGAAUAUACUGGCUCACCGCCCAACUGCAGACCGGAGUGUACCAUCAACCCGGAAUGUCCCAGUAAUCUAGCCUGUAUGAGGGAGAAAUGCAGAGACCCAUGUCCGGGCUCGUGCGGCACAGGAGCUCAUUGCAGCGUCAUUAAUCACACCCCUAUUUGCACAUGUCCUGAAGGUUAUACAGGAGACCCCUUCACGAACUGUUUCCCAAAACCACCGCCACCGCCCGAACCUCAGGAGAGCGAUCCCUGCCAUCCGUCUCCGUGCGGAGCGAACGCCGAGUGCAACGACGGCGUAUGCACCUGCCUGCUCGAGUACCAAGGAGACCCUUACACCGGAUGCAGACCCGAAUGCGUACUUAACAACGACUGUCCAAGGAAUCGAGCAUGCAUCAGGAAUAAAUGUACCGACCCUUGCCCCGGAACCUGUGGACAGGAAGCGCAAUGCGAUGUGAUUAAUCACAUUCCUGUGUGCUCCUGCCCUCCCGGAAAGUCGGGAAAUCCGUUCAUUGAGUGUAGGCCUGUUGCUGCUCCUGUCGACAGCACACCUUGCCAACCAUCUCCUUGCGGUCCGUACAGUCAGUGCAGAGCUGUGAACGGACAGUCCGUCUGCUCUUGCUUGGCGGGAUACAAAGGAAUGCCACCAUCCUGUAGACCGGAAUGCGUCGUCAACUCCGACUGCGGAAGAAACGAAGCCUGCAGUAACCAGAAAUGCAGGAAUCCAUGUCCGGGAACCUGCGGUGUUGGUGCGAGAUGCGAAGUCGUCAAUCACAAUCCUAUCUGCAGUUGUCCUCCCCGAUAUACCGGAGAUCCGUUCGUCCGAUGCAGACCCAUACCCGAUCAACCUAUACAACAGCGGCCCGAGAACCCUUGCAUACCAUCGCCAUGUGGUCCCAACUCACAGUGUAAGGUAUCUGGAGACAGUCCGUCAUGUUCCUGCUUGCCAGACUUUCUCGGAGUACCGCCCAACUGCAGGCCCGAAUGUGUCAGCAACGGCGAAUGUUCCAGUCACCUCGCCUGUAUCCGUCAGAAAUGCGUUGACCCAUGCCCAAAUACGUGCGGCUCCAACGCUAUUUGCCGAGUCGUUAGUCACACCCCGCAGUGCUUGUGCUCUACUGGUUACACUGGUGAUCCUUUCGUCAGUUGUACUCCUUUUCAAUCUGAGCCAGUCCAAGAGAAGCCGACCCCUUGCCAGCCUUCGCCUUGCGGUGCCAAUGCCGUCUGCAGGGAACAGAACGGUGCGGGUUCUUGCUCAUGUCUACCGGAAUACAUCGGCAAUCCAUAUGAGGGAUGCAGACCAGAGUGCGUCCACAAUACCGAUUGUCCUUCCAACAAAGCCUGCAUUAGGAAUAAGUGUCAGGAUCCUUGUCCUGGAACUUGCGGACAGAACGCGGAUUGCCAAGUCGUGAACCACCUACCUUCCUGCACAUGCAAUCCAGGAUACAUCGGCGAUCCUUUCCGAUUCUGCAACAUAGCACCGCCGAAACAACCGGAUACACCAGUAGACCCGUGCAACCCAUCACCCUGCGGACCGAAUAGCCAGUGCAAAGUAAACAACGGGCAAGCUAUCUGCUCAUGCUUGGUGAAUUACGUCGGCUCUCCGCCGGGUUGUAGACCGGAGUGCGUCGUCAGUUCAGAAUGUUCAUCCGACAAAGCCUGCGUGAAUCAGAAAUGUAUCGAUCCCUGUCCAGGAACAUGCGGCCAGAACGCGCAGUGCCAGGUCAUCAAUCACAGUCCAAUCUGUUCAUGCCGCUCAGGUUAUACAGGAGACCCGUUUUCCAGAUGUUACCGAAUUCCACCUCCACCGCCACCUGCUCAAUCUCCAGUGCUUCUAAAUCCCUGCGUGCCCUCGCCUUGCGGACCAUACUCGCAGUGCAGGGACAGCGGCGGAACUCCAUCGUGCUCAUGCCUGCCCGAAUAUACUGGCUCACCGCCCAACUGCAGACCGGAGUGUACCAUCAACCCGGAAUGUCCCAGUAAUCUAGCCUGUAUGAGGGAGAAAUGCAGAGACCCAUGUCCGGGCUCGUGCGGCACAGGAGCUCAUUGCAGCGUCAUUAAUCACACCCCUAUUUGCACAUGUCCUGAAGGUUAUACAGGAGACCCCUUCACGAACUGUUUCCCAAAACCACCGCCACCGCCCGAACCUCAGGAGAGCGAUCCCUGCCAUCCGUCUCCGUGCGGAGCGAACGCCGAGUGCAACGACGGCGUAUGCACCUGCCUGCUCGAGUACCAAGGAGACCCUUACACCGGAUGCAGACCCGAAUGCGUACUUAACAACGACUGUCCAAGGAAUCGAGCAUGCAUCAGGAAUAAAUGUACCGACCCUUGCCCCGGAACCUGUGGACAGGAAGCGCAAUGCGAUGUGAUUAAUCACAUUCCUGUGUGCUCCUGCCCUCCCGGAAAGUCGGGAAAUCCGUUCAUUGAGUGUAGGCCUGUUGCUGCUCCUGUCGACAGCACACCUUGCCAACCAUCUCCUUGCGGUCCGUACAGUCAGUGCAGAGCUGUGAACGGACAGUCCGUCUGCUCUUGCUUGGCGGGAUACAAAGGAAUGCCACCAUCCUGUAGACCGGAAUGCGUCGUCAACUCCGACUGCGGAAGAAACGAAGCCUGCAGUAACCAGAAAUGCAGGAAUCCAUGUCCGGGAACCUGCGGUGUUGGUGCGAGAUGCGAAGUCGUCAAUCACAAUCCUAUCUGCAGUUGUCCUCCCCGAUAUACCGGAGAUCCGUUCGUCCGAUGCAGACCCAUACCCGAUCAACCUAUACAACAGCGGCCCGAGAACCCUUGCAUACCAUCGCCAUGUGGUCCCAACUCACAGUGUAAGGUAUCUGGAGACAGUCCGUCAUGUUCCUGCUUGCCGGACUUUCUCGGAGCCCCGCCCAACUGCAAGCCUGAAUGUGUCAGCAAUGGAGAAUGUUCAAGUCAUUUAGCAUGCAUUAAUAAAAAAUGUAAAGAUCCAUGUCCAAAUACUUGUGGUACCAAUGCCAUCUGUCGUGUUGUGAGUCAUACUCCACAGUGCUUGUGUCCUCCUGGUUACACUGGAGAUCCAUUUAUACAGUGUACAGUUUUUAAACCGAUACCUGUGGAAAUUGCAUCACCAUGUCAACCAUCCCCUUGUGGUGCUAAUGCUGUAUGCAGAGAACAUAAUGGUGCUGGCUCUUGCUCAUGUCUCCCUGAAUAUAUUGGUAAUCCUUAUGAAGGAUGUAGACCAGAGUGUGUCCUCAAUACUGAUUGCCCUUCCAACAAAGCAUGUAUUAGAAAUAAAUGUGAGGAUCCUUGUCCCGGAACUUGUGGGCAGAAUGCUGAGUGCCAGGUUGUCAACCACUUACCAUCCUGUACUUGUAAACUUGGUCAUACUGGAGAUCCAUUCCGACUUUGCAACUUAAUUAUAGACGCACGCCAAUUAUAUUUUUCAAUAGCUGCUGAAAAAGUUCCUGUAGAUCCAUGUAAUCCAUCGCCCUGCGGUCCAAACAGUCAGUGUAAAGUCAAUAAUGGGCAGGCUAUUUGUUCUUGCUUGGCAAAUUAUGUUGGCACUCCGCCAGGAUGUAGGCCUGAAUGUGUUGUCAGCUCUGAAUGUACAUCUAAUAAAGCCUGUGUGAAUCAAAAGUGCAUUGAUCCCUGUCCAGGAACUUGUGGUCAAAAUGCUCAGUGCCAAGUAAUAAAUCAUAGUCCAAUAUGCUCCUGUCGUGCUGGUUACACAGGAGAUCCAUUUUCGCGAUGCUACCAUAUUCCACCUCCUCCAACCAAACCAGUUCAAAUUAUAACCAACCCAUGUCUUCCUUCUCCAUGUGGGCCUUAUUCGCAGUGCAGAGAUAGUGGCGGUACUCCAUCAUGCUCAUGUCUACCUGAAUAUAAAGGUUCUCCUCCCAACUGCAGACCAGAAUGUUCUAUCAACGCUGAGUGUCCAAGUAUUUUAUCUUGUAUAAGAGAAAAGUGUCGAGAUCCUUGCCCUGGUUCUUGCGGCUCUGGAGCUGAGUGUAGUGUUAUUAACCAUACACCGAUUUGCACAUGUCCCAAUGGCUACACUGGAGACCCAUUCACCAAUUGUGUUCCAAAACCAGCAACACUUGAAUCAUCUCCAUGUCAACCUUCUCCAUGUGGACCUAACAGUCAAUGCCGAGCUGUAAAUGGACAAUCUGUAUGCUCUUGCUUGGAAGGAUAUAAAGGAAUGCCACCUUCCUGUAGGCCUGAAUGUGUUGUUAACUCUGAUUGUGAAAGGGAUGAAGCUUGCAGUAAUCAAAAAUGUAGAAAUCCUUGUACAGGAACUUGUGGAAUUGGAGCCAGAUGUCAAGUUGUAAAUCAUAACCCUAUAUGUAGUUGUCCUCCAAGAUAUACUGGAGAUCCAUUUUUCCGUUGCCACGCAAUACCUGAAGUUCUCCCUCCACAACCACCACAAAAUCCGUGCUUACCAUCUCCAUGCGGCCCUCACUCACAGUGUAAAGUUUCAGGGGAUAGUCCAUCAUGCUCUUGCUUACCAGAUUUCUUAGGAGUACCACCUAGCUGCAGGCCAGAAUGUAUCAGUAAUGGGGAAUGCACAAGUCAUCUUGCUUGUAUCAAUCAGAAAUGCAAAAAUCCUUGUCCCAACACUUGUGGCUCUAAUACUGAUUGUCAAGUAAUUAGUCACACUCCACAUUGUGUCUGUAGACCUGGUUUUACAGGAGAUCCAUUCAUACAAUGUACCAUUGUACAACCUGAUCCUAUAUCAGAAAUAAUCACACCAUGUCAGCCGUCACCUUGUGGAGCCAAUGCCAUCUGCAGGGAGCAGAAUGGUGCAGGUUCUUGCUCAUGUCUUGCAGAAUAUAUUGGUAAUCCUUAUGAGGGAUGUAGACCAGAGUGCGUCUUGAAUUCUGACUGUCCUUCUAACAAAGCUUGCGUAAAAAACAAAUGCCAAGAUCCAUGUCCAGGAACCUGUGGUCAAAAUGCAGAAUGUCAUGUUGUUAACCAUAUUCCCAUAUGUACUUGCAAUUCUGGAUACACAGGAGACCCAUUCAAAUACUGCAAUUUAAUUCCUACAAUACCAAUUAAUCCAUGCAAUCCAACUCCUUGUGGCCCCAACAGUCAAUGUAAAGUUAAUAAUGACCAGGCCAUUUGUUCAUGUCUGCCACAAUAUAUUGGAUCGCCUCCAGGUUGUAGACCAGAAUGUGUAGUCAGUGCUGAAUGUCCAUCAAACAAGGCAUGCAUGAAUCAAAAGUGUGUGGACCCUUGCAUAGGGACUUGUGGUCAAAACGCACUAUGUCAAGUUAUCAAUCAUAGUCCCAUCUGCUCUUGUAAACCUAGCUACACUGGAGAUCCAUUUACCAGAUGUCAUCUAAUGCCCAAACCUCCUCAACCACCUUCUGCUCCUCAAUACUUUAAUCCAUGUGUACCUUCACCUUGCGGGCCGAAUUCACAAUGUAGAAAUAUUGGCAUGACACCUUCCUGCUCUUGUCUGCCAGAAUAUACUGGAUCUCCUCCAAAUUGUAGACCUGAAUGUUCUAUCAAUGCAGAAUGCUCAAGUAACUUAGCUUGUAUAAGAGAAAAAUGCCGAGAUCCGUGUCCUGGUUCAUGCGGUAUUGGAGCUCAAUGUAGUGUUAUAAACCACACACCGAUAUGUUCAUGUCCUCCUAGCUAUACUGGAGACCCAUUCACCAACUGUGUACCAAAACCUCCACCACCACCAGAGCCAGUAGCAACUGAUCCAUGUAAUCCUUCGCCUUGUGGACCUAAUACUCAAUGUUCUGAGGGAGUUUGUACCUGUCUACCAGAAUACCAAGGAGAUCCUUAUACUGGAUGUAGACCAGAAUGCAUUUUAAAUAAUGAAUGUCCACGAAAUAAAGCUUGUAUCAGGAAUAAAUGUACUGACCCAUGCCCUGGAACGUGUGGACAAGAUGCUCAUUGUGAAGUCUUAAAUCAUAUUCCAAUAUGUUCUUGUCCUUCUGGAAUGUCUGGCAAUCCAUUUAUACAGUGCAAACCGGUAGUUGUCGAAACAUCACCUUGUCAACCUUCUCCUUGUGGUCCAUAUAGUCAGUGCCGUGCAAUCAAUGGUCAAUCUGUUUGCUCUUGUUUAGAAGGUUACAAAGGCACACCUCCCUCUUGCAGGCCUGAGUGUGUAGUGAACUCAGAUUGUGGACGAAAUGAGGCAUCCAACAAUCCACCACCACAAUUGCCACAGAACCCAUGUGUUCCAUCACCAUGUGGGCCCAAUUCACAAUGUAAAGUCUCAGGGGAAAGCCCAUCUUGUUCUUGCUUGCCUGAUUUCCUAGGAGUUCCACCUAAUUGCAAACCAGAAUGUAUCAGCAAUGGAGAAUGCUCCAGCCAUCUCGCAUUGUCACCAGCUGAAGAUAAAUUGACCCCAUGCCAACCUUCUCCUUGUGGAGCUAAUGCACUAUGUAGAGAACAAAACGGUGCUGGAUCCUGUACUUGUUUGCCAGAAUACAUAGGAAACCCUUAUGAAGGUUGCAGGCCAGAAUGUGUUCUAAACAGUGAUUGUCCUUCAAAUAAAGCUUGUAUUAGAAAUAAGUGCCAAGAUCCUUGUCCUGGUACCUGUGGGCAGAAUGCAGAGUGCCAAGUAGUCAAUCAUCUUCCAUCAUGCACCUGCUACACUGGAUAUACUGGAGAUCCCUUUAAAUACUGUAAUCCAACUCCUCAAAAACCUGAAGCAUCACCUACGGAUCCUUGUAACCCAUCACCCUGUGGCCCUAACAGCCAAUGCAAAGUGAAUAAUGACCAAGCAAUAUGUUCUUGUUUGCCACAAUAUGUUGGGUCACCACCAGGAUGCCGCCCAGAAUGUGUUGUUAGUUCAGAAUGUACAUCAGACAAAGCUUGUAUAAAUCAAAAAUGUAAUGAUCCUUGUCCUGGAACAUGUGGACAGAAUGCUCGCUGUCAAGUAAUUAAUCACAGUCCUAUAUGCUCUUGUCAAGCUGGUCACACAGGGGAUCCAUUUUCCAGAUGUUAUCCUGUGCCUUCUUUACCAGAACCUACAUUGGCUCCAAAACCAGUAAAUCCUUGUGUACCAUCACCGUGUGGUCCUUAUGCUCAGUGCAGAGAUAGUGGUGGAACUGCUUCAUGCUCAUGUUUGCCAGAUUAUACAGGAGCGCCCCCUAACUGCAGACCUGAGUGCAGUAUAAAUGCUGAAUGUGCCAGCAACUUAGCUUGUAUCCGCGAAAAAUGUAGAGACCCAUGCCCAGGUUCAUGUGGAAUAGGAGCAGUUUGCAAUGUUUUCAGUCACAUUCCUGUUUGUACUUGUCCGGACGGUUAUACUGGUGAUCCAUUUACCAAUUGUGUUCCGAAACCCCCACCAAAACCAGACCCAGUUGCUACUGAUCCAUGUAAUCCUUCACCAUGUGGAUCUAAUACUCAAUGUGCUGAUGGGGUUUGUACAUGUCUCCCAGAAUACCAAGGAGAUCCUUACACUGGAUUUGAAUCAACUCCAUGUCAACCUUCUCCAUGUGGACCUAAUAGUCAAUGCCGAGCUGUAAAUGGACAAUCUGUCUGCUCUUGUUUAGAAGGGUAUAAAGGUAUGCCACCUAGUUGCAGGCCAGAAUGUGUUGUAAAUUCUGAUUGUGGUAGAAAUGAAGCUUGUAACAAUCAGAAAUGCAGAAAUCCAUGUACUGGAACAUGUGGAAUCGGAGCAAGAUGUGAAGUUGUUAAUCAUAAUCCUAUAUGCAGUUGUCCUCCUCAUUUUACUGGAGAUCCGUUUAUCCAAUGUCAACUUAUUCAAACAGUCAUAGAUAUAGCAAGACCAUGCCAACCAUCUCCUUGUGGAGCAAAUGCAAUCUGUAGAGAACAGAAUGGUGCUGGUUCUUGUACUUGCUUGCCAGAAUAUAUUGGUAAUCCUUAUGAGGGAUGCCGACCAGAAUGUGUUGUUAACACUGAUUGUCCUUCAAAUAGAGCUUGCAUUAGGAAUAAGUGUCAGGACCUUUGCCCAGGUACUUGUGGGCAGAAUGCUGUGUGCCAAGUUGUCAGCCAUCUACCUCUUUGUUCUUGCAACACUGGUUAUACAGGCGACCCCUUCAAAUACUGCAAUGUUAUUCUACCAAGUAUUGAAGAGCCAUCUAUAGAUCCUUGCAAUCCAUCUCCAUGUGGUGCAAAUAGUCAAUGCAAAGUAAAUAAUAAGCAAGCCAUAUGUUCUUGCCUACCAGAAUACAUUGGUUCUCCACCAGGAUGUAGACCUGAGUGUGUAGUGAGCUCUGAGUGCCCAUCAAAUAGAGCAUGCCUAAAUCAGAAAUGUAGUGAUCCAUGUCCAGGCACAUGUGGAAGAAAUUCACAAUGUCAAGUGAUUAAUCAUAGUCCUAUCUGCUCCUGUUUAUCUGGCUUUACUGGAGAUCCUUUUUCAUCUUGUCACCAAGUUCUAUUACUUCCUCCUCCACCAAAAGAACCUGUUAAUCCAUGUAUCCCAUCACCAUGUGGCCCUUAUUCACAGUGCCAGAGUAUUGGAGAUUCUCCAUCUUGUUCUUGCUUACCAGAUUACACAGGUUCACCUCCUAAUUGUCGACCUGAAUGCACAAUAAAUAGUGAAUGUCCCAGUGUUUUUGCUUGUCUCAGGGAAAAAUGCCGCGAUCCAUGUCCAGGUUCAUGUGGUUUAGGUGCAACAUGUAGUGUCAGGAAUCACAUACCAAUAUGCAUUUGUCAAGAAGGAUAUACAGGAGAUCCAUUUACAAACUGUCAUCCUAAACCACCUCCACUUUCCAUUGAAACUACACCCUGCCGUCCAUCACCUUGUGGUCCUUAUAGUCAGUGUCGAGCGAUUAAUGAUCAAUCAGUAUGUUCAUGUUUAGUUGGUUAUCAUGGAACUCCACCUAGUUGUAGGCCAGAAUGUGUUGUAAAUUCUGAUUGUGAUAGAAAUGAAGCAUGUAACAAUCAGAAAUGUAGAGAUCCUUGCCUUGGAACUUGUGGAAUAGGAGCUAGGUGUGAAGUUAUUAAUCACAAUCCAAUAUGCAGCUGUCCUAUAAGAUUUACUGGAGAUCCAUUUGUGCGAUGUCAGCCAAUAAUUGAAGUGAUACCAGAAAAACCGGUGGAAAAUCCAUGCAUACCAUCACCUUGUGGCCCCAAUUCUCAAUGUAAGGAGUCAGGAGCAAGUCCCUCAUGCUCAUGUUUACCUGAAUUUUUGGGUAUUCCACCUAAUUGUCGACCUGAAUGCAUAAGCAAUGGAGAAUGCUCAAGCCAUCUCGCAUGUAUCAAUCAGAAAUGUAAAGACCCAUGUCCGAAUACCUGUGGCGCCAAUGCUGAAUGUAGAGUUGUAAGCCACAUUCCACAAUGCAUUUGUUCAACAGGAUUUACUGGUGAUCCAUUCAUACAAUGUACUCCAGUUCAAUCUGAACCAGUUCAAGAAGUAAUAACCCCAUGCCAACCUUCUCCUUGUGGAGCUAAUGCACUAUGUAGAGAACAAAACGGUGCUGGAUCCUGUACUUGUUUGCCAGAAUACAUAGGAAACCCUUAUGAAGGUUGCAGGCCAGAAUGUGUUCUAAACAGUGAUUGUCCUUCAAAUAAAGCUUGUAUUAGAAAUAUGUGCCAAGAUCCUUGUCCUGGUACCUGUGGGCAGAAUGCAGAGUGCCAAGUAGUCAAUCAUCUUCCAUCAUGCACUUGCUACACUGGAUAUACUGGAGAUCCCUUUAAAUACUGUAAUCCAACUCCUCAAAAACCUGAAGCAUCACCUACGGAUCCUUGUAACCCAUCACCCUGUGGCCCUAACAGCCAAUGCAAAGUGAAUAAUGACCAAGCAAUAUGUUCUUGUUUGCCACAAUAUGUUGGGUCACCACCAGGAUGCCGCCCAGAAUGUGUUGUUAGUUCAGAAUGUACAUCAGACAAAGCUUGUAUAAAUCAAAAAUGUAAUGAUCCUUGUCCUGGAACAUGUGGACAGAAUGCUCGCUGUCAAGUAAUUAAUCACAGUCCUAUUUGCUCUUGUCAAGCUGGUCACACAGGGGAUCCAUUUUCCAGAUGUUAUCAUGUGCCUUCUUUACCAGAACCUACAUUGGCUCCAAAACCAGUAAAUCCUUGUGUACCAUCACCGUGUGGUCCUUAUGCUCAGUGCAGAGAUAGUGGUGGAACUGCUUCAUGCUCAUGUUUGCCAGAUUAUACAGGAGCGCCCCCUAACUGCAGACCUGAGUGCAGUAUAAAUGCUGAAUGUGCCAGCAACUUAGCUUGUAUCCGCGAAAAAUGUAGAGACCCAUGCCCAGGUUCAUGUGGAAUAGGAGCAGUUUGCAAUGUUUUCAGUCACAUUCCUGUUUGUACUUGUCCGGACGGUUAUACUGGUGAUCCAUUUACCAAUUGUGUUCCGAAACCCCCACCAAAACCAGACCCAGUUGCUACUGAUCCAUGUAAUCCUUCACCAUGUGGAUCUAAUACUCAAUGUGCUGAUGGGGUUUGUACAUGUCUACCAGAAUACCAAGAGGACAUUGCUACUCAACCUUGCACACCUUCUCCAUGUGGUCCAAAUAGUGUUUGUCGAGAACUUAACAAUCAAGCAAUUUGUGCAUGCUUGUCAGGAUAUUUGGGUUCACCACCAUCUUGUAGACCUGAAUGUGUGGUUAAUUCUGACUGUUCAUUAGAUAAAGCCUGUACAAAUUUGCACUGUAUGGAUCCUUGUCCAGGAAGUUGUGGUCUUAAUGCUGAAUGUGUUGUUAUAAAUCAUAAUCCUAUAUGUAAAUGUCCCGUCCAUUACACAGGGGAUGCUUUUACUAGAUGUUAUCCUAUUCCUGAAAAUCUACCCAAACCAAUUGUAAAUGAGAAUCCUUGCAUUCCGUCACCAUGUGGUCCAUAUUCAGCUUGUAGGCAACAGAAUGGCAGUCCAUCAUGUAGUUGUUUACCGGAUUAUAUUGGAACUCCUCCAAAUUGCAGACCAGAAUGUAUUUCAAACAGUGAAUGCUCUAAUGACAAAGCAUGCAUCAAUCAACGAUGCAUUGAUCCUUGUCCUGGAUCUUGUGGCUCAAAUGCCGAAUCUGAACCGACCAAGCCUCCAACACCACUUAACCCAUGCGACCCGUCUCCUUGUGGUUCAAAUGCCCAGUGUCGUAUAGAAAAUAGAUCCUAUGCAGUCUGUGAAUGCUUACCUGAAUACCAAGGAAACCCAUAUGAAGGUUGCAGACCUGAGUGUGUUGUAAGUUCAGACUGCCCUACAAACAAAGCCUGUUUAAAGAACAAGUGUCUCGACCCUUGCCCGGGCACCUGUGGUCUUUCAGCUGUUUGUACUGUCUCUAAUCAUAUUCCAAUAUGCAGCUGCCCUCCAGGAUACACAGGAGAUGCCUUUACAAGAUGUGAGCAGAUACCUCAAAAAGAACCCAAGGAUGACCCCUGCUGGUACUCACCAUGUGGCCCCAAUGCACGCUGCACAAAUUCUAAUGGUAUAGCCCUCUGCGAAUGUCUACCUGGGUUCAGUGGGACACCUACUGAUGGGUGUAAACCUGAAUGUACUAUUAGCUCUGAUUGUCCUCGCAACAGAGCAUGUGUUUCCAACAAGUGCAUAGAUCCAUGUCCUGGAGUAUGUGGCUUCCAAGCUAGAUGCCAAGUUCUUAACCACUCACCUAUUUGCUCCUGCCCUCCAAAUUAUGUUGGUGAUCCAUUCUCCGAAUGCAGAGAGGCACCAGCACCACCAAAAGAUCCAUGUAAUCCAUCACCAUGUGGAGUCAAUGGCCAAUGUCGUGUUCAGAAUGGAAUUGCGACCUGUGUCUAUCCCGAAUGCGUCAUAAACCAAGACUGCCCCAGAGAUAAAGCUUGCUAUGCACAGAAAUGUCAAGAUCCAUGUAUUGAUGCUUGUGGUAUUAACGCAAUAUGUCAAGCAGUCAACCACAAAGCUGUAUGCUCUUGUCCUCCUGACUAUACAGGCGAGCCGAGACUUUCUUGCCAACUUUUUCAACCUGCACCUCCUCCACCUGAAUGUACUACUGACCAUCAAUGCAGAAACGACAAAGCCUGUAUAAAUCAAAUGUGCAAAGAUCCUUGUCAAGCUGCAACAACAAGCGUAUGUGCUUACAACGCUGUAUGUAGUGUCAUUAUGCAUCGUCCUAUUUGUGUUUGUCGAGAUGGACUUUCAGGAAACGCUCAUACCCAAUGUUAUGACAUUGGCUGCCGAACUGACUCAGAAUGUCCAGUAACUGAAUCUUGUGUCAAUAAGCAAUGUAUGGACCCAUGCAGACUAGCAAAGUGUGGAAUUGGUGCAUAUUGUGAACCAGAGGGAGGAAAAGGAAGAUGUAUAUGUCCUCCGGGGUCUCUUGGCAACCCAUUUAUCAGUUGUGAAACACCACAGUGUACACAGGAUGUAGACUGCCCAUCUCAACUAGCUUGUAGAAACCUCAAGUGUGUUGAUCCAUGUGAUUGUGCUCCAGGUGCUAUAUGUACUGUUGCUGGACAUCAGCCUACCUGCAGAUGUCCCCCUGGCUAUUCAGGAAAUCCACACCAAUCUUGUACCAUAGCCCCUAUUGUUGACACUACAAAGUGUCAAAUGGAUGCUGACUGUGCAAGUAAACUAGCUUGCUUCAGCGGUGAAUGCAAAAACCCGUGCACUGAAACAAACCCAUGUGGAACUAAUGCUGAAUGUAGAGUGGUCGACACCCUGCCUCUAAGAACUAUGUCAUGUCACUGCUUGCCAGGGUAUAUUGGCGAUGCUGAUGUUCAGUGUAAACUAGAAGAAAGCACUAAACCUCAAUGUUCAUCUGAUUCUCAAUGUUCUGAUACUGAAUCAUGUAUCAACCGUGAAUGUGUUAAUCCAUGUUUGGUUUCAUCUCCGUGUGGAAAUAAUGCAGAAUGUCGUCCUGAUAACCACAAAGUCACUUGUCACUGUCCUGAAGGACUUGCUGGAAAUCCAUAUACCAACUGUUACAAACCUCUUGACACAUCGCCUGAAUGUAAAUCUGACUCAGAAUGUGCUUCCCAGUUAGCUUGUAUAAAUCAACGUUGCCAGAACCCAUGUGUGACAUCUAACCCUUGCAGUUCUACUGCAGAGUGUACAACACUCCAACAUAGGCCGACCUGCACAUGUCCUCAAGGGUGGGCUGGUGAUCCUCAAAGUCACUGUUACAAACCUGAAUGCAGAAUAGAUUCUGAUUGUUUAUAUGACAAAGCCUGUAUAUCAGGUAACUGCUUAUCACCUUGUCGUGAAUCGUCUUGUGGUCGUGGUGCUGAAUGUAGAGCAGUAUCACAUAGUGCACAGUGUGUUUGCCCACUGGGGACUCAGGGUGACCCUCACGUUUCUUGUGUCACAGUUGUUUGCCAAUACAAUGAGGAUUGUGCUGAUCAUGAAGCAUGUGACAGACUGAAUCGAGUUUGUCGUCCAGUUUGUGAAUCUGAUGUUUGUGGAACACGAGCAACAUGUAUAGCACGUAGCCAUCAACACAAAUGUAUUUGUGAGCCAGGAACCCAAGGCGACCCAUAUGUUGAAUGCACAGUUGAUUAUCGAGCCCAUGCCGAGUGCAUCCAAGAUUCUGACUGCCCUUCGAAGACUGGUUGUAUCAACAGGAAAUGCCAGGAUCCAUGCUCACUACCAGCUGUGUGUGCGUUUGAUCAAGAAUGCCGUGUUCAGGACACUCUACCCAUGAGAACAGUCUUGUGCGUCUGUCCACCUGACACAAUUGCUUCAAUUGAUGGUCACUGUCGCCCAAUAAUUAAAACUACUGAAGAAUGCCAAGCAGAUUCUGAAUGUCGUGAUUUAGAGCGUUGUGUACGUGGAUCAUGUGUUGAAGCAUGUCGUAUCGAUCCAUGUGGUCUCAAUGCUCUUUGCCAAUCCACACGCCACCAGUCUGUUUGCACUUGUCCAAGAGGAUAUAUUGGCAAUCCACAUAUUGAGUGUAAUCCAGACCACGCUGUGAGUGUUCCAUCUUAUCAGCCAGUACCAGAAUGCAGUCAUAAUGACGACUGCCCUGCUAAUAAAAGAUGUAAGAACCAACUAUGUGUCAACCCAUGUACCCAUGAUUCACCAUGUGCUCCAGGUGCUUUCUGCCAUACUGAUGAUCACCAACCUGUAUGUCGUUGCCCGGCUGGAUUCCAGGGAAAUCCGCUAACCCAAUGCAUACCUCCUGCUGAAUCAACAGUUGGUUGUUCAUCAAAUUCUGACUGUACACCUCGAGAAGCUUGUGUUAAUAAACUAUGUAUAAGUCCAUGCAACUGUGGAACUAAUGCAGAAUGUAAGGUGACCAAUCAUUACCCAACAUGCUAUUGCAAGCCUGGUUAUUCUGGUAAUCCACAAAUUGGUUGCAUUAAAGUUGGAUGUGAAUCAGAAAGUCAAUGCAGUGAUGAUAAAACCUGCUACAAUAGUGAAUGUAUAAAUCCAUGCAUCCUUGGUGAUCCUUGUGGAAUAAAUGCAGAGUGUUAUGGUGCCAAACAUGCUGCACAAUGUAAAUGUAAUGUUGGCUACAGAGGAAAUCCACUCGUUCGGUGUGAAAGGAUAGAAUGCUCUGUGGAUAGUGACUGCAGUGAGGACAGAUUAUGUAGAGAUCAUCACUGCAUUAAUCCCUGUCAAGAUCAGAUUAAUCCAACAUGCGCCCAUAAUGCCAUCUGCUAUGUUCGAAAUCAUCAGGCCAGCUGUAGGUGCCCAGACUGGAUGCCUCUAGGAGAUCCUCUUUCAUAUUGUCAAAGAGUUCCACCAGUUUCUGUUCCUACUGUUGAAUGUGAGAAAGAUGUCGAGUGUCCAAGUCAACUGGCCUGUAUAAACAAUAAGUGCUUGAAUCCUUGUGUCGAACUAUCACCUUGCACACCCUCUUCUAUGUGUAGUGUUUUUGAUUCCACACCUGUAAGAACAAUGGUAUGUACCUGUCCGGAAGGUUGGGUCCCAGAUAAUGAUGGUGAAUGCAAGCCAGUGAUAGUACCAUCGCCACCUGGCUGUGUUUCUGAUAAUGAAUGUUCCUCUAAUGAAACUUGCAUAAAUAGAAUGUGUCGAAACCCUUGCAACUGUGGUCCGAAUGCUGAAUGUAUGAUUAUGAACCACAGGCCUAUAUGUUCUUGCAUACCUGGAUAUGAUGGGAAUCCAGACGUUGGAUGCAGAGCAGUUGGAUGCCGAAUCGAUUCAGAAUGUGGAUCAGGAAAGGCUUGUAUAAAUGGAAAUUGCAUCAACCCUUGUGUGGUAGAAGACCCAUGCGGGCCAAAUGCUGAAUGCUAUCCAGUUGGAACUAGACCAGAAUGCCGUUGCCUUAGUGGUUACAGAGGAAAUCCAUAUGAUCGUUGCCUUGUUGUUGGAUGUCGCUCCAAUUCUGACUGUCCAAAUGAUCGAGCUUGCAUAAAUGCACAAUGUAUAAAUCCAUGUAUAUAUGACCAGCCUUGUGCUGCGAGAGCUAAAUGUUUUGUCCAGAACCACCUUCCAUUAUGCCGUUGUCCACCAGCAUAUGAAGGAAACCCCUAUACAUCUUGUAGACUCAAGGUAGAACCAGAAUGUAGAGUUGAUGGGGAUUGUCCCUCAUUUUAUGCUUGCUUCAACCAACAGUGCAAAGAUCCAUGUCAAGAGAUGGAACCAUGUCAAAAACCUGCUCUUUGUGAAGCAAUUAAAACAUUACCAGUCAGAACAAUGAUAUGUGAAUGUCCUCCAGGAUAUAUAAGUAGCGGCAGUGGUGUAUGCAAGGCAACUCCACCAGUGGUCGCCAUAGGAGAAUGUAUUUCUGACUCAGAUUGUCCUUCAGACAGAGCCUGCAUUAAUGCCAUAUGUAAAAAUCCCUGCAAUUGUGGACCAAAUGCUGAUUGUAGAGUGAGAGAUCAUAAGCCUGUAUGCUCAUGUCUUCCAGGUUACGAUGGAAAUGCAGAAAUUGAAUGUCAAAAAGCUGGUUGUCGAAGCAAUACAGAUUGUCCCAGCCAACAAGCCUGUUUGAACAGAGAAUGUGUACCAGCUUGUUCACCUGAUGGAAGUUCUUGCGGGACCGGAGCUAUUUGCUAUGGCUCCCAUCAUACUGCAUUGUGUGAAUGUCCUCCAGGACUUACCGGUGAUCCACAUGUUGGCUGUGUUCAUGUUGAGUGUGAAACCAAUUCAGACUGUCCUUCCGAUAAAGCAUGUAUAAACUCACAUUGCAAAUCGCCUUGUGAAGACAGUGAUCCUUGCUUACCACCGGGCGAGUGUACUGUAUUUAAUCAUGUUGUCGAUUGUAAAUGUCCACCAGGUUUCAUUGGUGACACUAGGAAAGGUUGCACUCCAGUUGAAGUUAAAUGUAAAGAAGACCAAGACUGCCCUAAACAGACAGCCUGUAUCAAUCAAGAAUGUGUGAAUCCUUGCAAUGCUACUCAACCCUGUGGAACAAACAGUGAAUGUAAAGUGUUUGAUACUUACCCUGUCAGAACUAUGAUAUGCGAAUGCCUUCCUGGAUAUUAUGGAAAUGCAGCUGUAGAAUGUGUUCCUGUGAGUGAAUGCUCAGCCGACAAAGGAUUUGUUCGCAACGAGGAUGGUGAAUGUGUUUGUCCACCAGGUACUGGACUUAAUCUUAAUGAUGAGUGUGAGCGAUGCCCUCCCGAGAAGGGAUUGAAGGUUGACGAGAAAGGUCGGUGUGUAUGUGAUCUAGAGAAGGGUCUCAUUGUUGACGAACGUGGUAACUGCAUCUGCAGGACAGAUCUUGGCUAUCAUUUGGAUAUAAAUGGAAACUGUCUUCCAGAGCCGCCAGUGACUGCUAAAACGGACUUCCCUCAACCUGAAAUGAUUGUUAGCUGCCUGUCCGAUGGUGUUCAAGUUGAAAUUCAUAUUGAAGAAAAGGGAUUCAAUGGAGUCCUUUAUGUCAAAGGUCAUAGCAAAGAUGAGAAAUGUCGACGCGUCCUUUCUGUUCCAAACGACUCGCCAGUUCGAACAGAAAUUUUCAAAGUCAAUUUUGGAACCUGUGGUCUUAUUCAUGUCAAUGGACAGGCAAGUUUUGUUCUAGUCAUACAAAAACACCCUAUGUUAGUGACCUUCAAAACUCAAGCAUAUCACAUUAAAUGUGUGUAUACGACUGGAGAACAGAACGUGACUCUUGGGUUCAAUGUUUCCAUGUUGACAACAGCUGGAACCAUUGCAAAUACUGGUCCUCCACCCACUUGCUUCAUGCGCAUUGUUACUCACUCUGGUCAAGAAAUUAAUUCAGCUGAGAUCGGUGACAAUCUUAUGCUUCAAGUUGAGGUCCAGCCAUCAACUAUUUAUGGAGGAUUUGCCCGAAGUUGUGUAGCUAAAACAAUGGAGGAUACAGUCGAAAAUGAAUAUGAAGUAACUGAUGAGAAUGGCUGUGCAACCGACCCGUCAAUAUUUGGCGAGUGGGAUUACAACCCUGAAACGCAAUCACUAAUGGCCAACUUCAAUGCUUUCAAGUUCCCCAGUAGCGAUAACAUUCGCUUCCAGUGUAACAUCAGAGUCUGCUUUGGAAAGUGUCAACCUGUGAAUUGCCGAGGAUACAAUGCAUUUGGAAGGCGCCGGCGUGAGAUAAGGGACACAAACAGGACUGGAGCCGAUAUCUAUGAGCCUGUCUCUGAGGGUCAGCUGCGAGAGGAGAUCACUAUUCAGUCUAAUGCCAUCUUAACUUUUGAGAGGAGAGAAGAAAGGUUCAUAGAUCCUAGGGAGGGGCGAUUGUCUCCUGAAGUGCAGCAAAUAGAUGAUAUAUGUGUGUCGAUGAUUGGCUUCAUCAUCGCACUUGUCAUAACUGCACUUUUAGCAUUGGUGGCAGUUGCAGUAGCAGUUUCCUGCUGGCUCAUCGCUUACAGAAGGAGGCCUAAGGUAGACGGCCCUCUCCCUCAUCCACCAGACUUCCCAAACCCUUUGUUCACGACACCUGAUCCUCUGGCAGAGCCCUCCCCUGACUACCUCUCAUAGCCAGCGCAACGUAUAAAUAAUUAAUUAUAGUAUAAAAUAUAAGAUAUUCCAGUCACCGUCGCCAGAAAGUAGCGAAGCGAGCCUGGAAUUUCUACGUCACCUCCUCAGAUGGCUAAACCAAAUCGAUUUGGAGUUCCUUUUAUGUAUUUAUAAGACUUAAUUCAUUUUCGGGAAUUUUCACCAACAUCUGUCUUCUCUGAUGCAAAAAAUGAUACUAUUGAUGUAAUAUAUAUAACCAGAGCGGUGUUGGGCCUCUAACUCCUUCAUUAACUCCAUGAUAGUCAUUUAUAGAUUUACAAGCCAUUGGAGGAUCUGACUUUUGUUUUCCUAAUAAAUGUAUUAUAGUCCUGCUUGUAUGAUUGUCGAUAUGGUUGUAUGUCUUUGUUUCCUUUCUGUAUAUUCUUAGUUAGGCCCGAAUUCAACUUUGUAUUUGUAAUUAUAUUUAAUUGUUUAAAAUAUUAUAUUUCGGCCCUAAUUACUAAUAUACGAUAGUUUGGGUGCGUGAUAGAUCCCAUACUACGUUAGAAACUAUGUAUACUGUGAUCGAUUCAAAUAUCUAAAUGUUGCAAUUGUUGUGUUUUGUACAGAGUACAAUAGACUAUAAUAUAUAAUAUAUACUAUUUGUAUUUGGUAUGAAUUAAUCUAUAAUUUGAUAUUAUCGGUUACAGUAUAAGACUGCCAAGCGUAAUUAUUAUUACUUUUUAUUUAUAAUUAAGCUUAUAGCUUUAAAACUUGUUUUAUUACAAACAGAAAUUUCAAUCAAAUUAAUAAAAUUUCUAAUAUAGUCUAAAGUUAUGGAAAAUUUUUGUAUUAUUUAAUGAUUCCUUGUAUAUUGUAAAAAAAAAUAUAUGAAAACGAUAAUUGAAUAAAUAUUUGAAACCCUGUACUAAUAUACACUUGUAUAGCCGAAUUAAUACUUUUUAGAUUUUGCAGUCUAAAUUUAAUUCUCAGUAUAUAAUUUUAUGAAUUGUGAUAAUAUUCCAUAACAAAUAUAUUAUAAUAAAAA